CUAACUGGACAACGUUAAAUUCUACACCGUUACCUGCUGGUGGAAGCACAUGGAAUGGUAUAAAUAAUGAUGAAAAUUAAACUAUUGAGUCGAAAUCCAGAUGAUCAUCUUCGAGAAACAAAAGAUGAUAUACGCAAAGUUGCCAGAAAUUUUGAUCCAAAAUUCCAUCCUUUUGAAGCAUCACGCGAAUAUGUUCGUGCUUUGAAUGCUACUAAACUGGAACGAACUUUUGCCAAGCCUUUCAUCGGUUGUCUCGAAGGACAUAAAGAUGGUCUCAGUGUUUUGAAGAAACAUCCAACAUCGUUAUCUACUUUAUUGUCGGGAGCUCAUGAUGGAGAGGUAAAAGUAUGGAAUUUACCCACAAGAAAAUCUAUAUCAACAGUGCAGGCCCAUACUGGAGUUGUUAACAGCAUUUGCUUUCAUCCUAAAGGGAAAUAUUUUUUCACUUGUGGAAGAGACAAGACAAUCAAGCAGUGGAAUGUAGAUGAAGAAUUUCACAUUGAAGAAGACCCUACCAAUGUUAUUCUAGGACAAACUCUCUUUCAUGCCAUUGAUCAUCAUUGGAAAGACGAUAUCUUUGCUACUUGUGGAGAACAGGUUGACAUCUGGGAUGAAUCACGGGCAGAGCCUAUCCGUUCAUACAGCUGGGGCGUUGAUAGUGUCCAGUCAUUAAAAUUCAACCCAGUUGAGCAUCACCUUCUUGGAGCAACAGCUUGUGAUAGAUCGAUUAUACUCUAUGAUAUGAGAGGGACAGCCCCACUGAGAAAGGUUUUGCUUCAACUAAAAUCAAAUGCCUUAGCCUGGAACCCCAUGGAACCUUUUGUUUUUACAGUUGCUAAUGAAGAUUACAAUUUGUACAGUUUUGACAUGAGGAAUCUAUCUAAACCAACCAACAUCCAUAUAGACCAUGUAAAUGCUGUAAUUGAUGUUGACUACUGCCCAACUGGACGUGAGUUUGUCUCAGCUGGAUGGGACAAAUGUAUUCGAAUUUUUGCCUGCAACAUGGGUCACAGUAGAGAAGUCUACUUUACUAAAAGAAUGCAGAGGGUACAGCAGGUUCAAUGGUCUUUGGAUAAUAAAUACAUCCUCUCUGGCUCAGAUGAGAUGAAUAUAAGAAUUUGGAAAGCACAAGCAUCAGAGAAACUUGGUCCAUUGAAACCAAGAGAAAAAGCUGCCUUUAAUUAUAAUGAGAAGCUAAAGGAGAAGUUUGGUCAUCAUCCAGAAAUAAAGAGAAUAUCUCGACAUCGACAUGUACCAAAAUUCAUCUACAGGGCUCGUAAAGAAAUUAAAACUAUGAAGGAAUCUGAGAAACGAAAGGAGAAACAUAGGAUGAUUCAUUCCAAACCAGAAAAAGAAAAAUCAACCAGAGAAAAAGUAGUUUUGAAUGUAAAGGAGUGAAUGUAGAGGUGGGUGUAAGAAGAAUGAAUGUAUAGGUGGGUGAAAAGGAGUGAAUGUAUAAGCUGAUGAAAAGAAUGAAAGUAUAGGCUGAUGCAAGAGUGUGUGUGUGUGUGUGUGUGUGUGUGUGGUAUGGAUGUAAACAUGUGUAACUCAUUCAGUUAUUAAUAAACAUACACCUGUUUUUCUGUUACUCAUA
Messenger RNA from Octopus bimaculoides (California two-spot octopus), 1594 nucleotides. RefSeq names its product DDB1- and CUL4-associated factor 13. Gene Ontology annotation, cellular component: nucleolus; small-subunit processome. The record is from RefSeq and is a predicted model, not a curated record. NCBI's taxonomy places the organism in Eukaryota, Metazoa, Mollusca, Cephalopoda, Octopoda, Octopodidae. Gene Ontology annotation, molecular function: protein binding. Gene Ontology annotation, biological process: maturation of SSU-rRNA from tricistronic rRNA transcript (SSU-rRNA, 5.8S rRNA, LSU-rRNA).